AUGGAGGAAAAUGCAGGACCAGUGCAGGAGAUCACAGGCAAGGAUUGGCUGGGCACUGGAGGCUUCUGGUUCGACAGACUCACCGUUGGCCCAUGCUCUCUUGUAUCCGGAAAACAAAAAAAGAAUCCCCGUGCCAUUUUCGGCGUAGCUGGGACACUCCAGCACGAUCGCACCCUUAAAACUCGCCCCGUCAGGGGUCUCCGACGAAUCGCACGAGAGGAGAGCGUUGGUGCCGGAUCAAGGGAAGUCUGA
This is a messenger RNA of Penicillium angulare, 252 nucleotides long. RefSeq lists its product as uncharacterized. The transcript has 2 exons. The record is from RefSeq and is a predicted model, not a curated record. Lineage: Eukaryota; Fungi; Ascomycota; Eurotiomycetes; Eurotiales; Aspergillaceae. The coding region runs from base 1 to 252 and encodes 83 amino acids.